Asterias rubens (European starfish) is the source of this 2500-nucleotide messenger RNA. RefSeq names its product cotranscriptional regulator FAM172A-like. Lineage: Eukaryota; Metazoa; Echinodermata; Asteroidea; Forcipulatida; Asteriidae. Gene Ontology annotation, biological process: regulatory ncRNA-mediated heterochromatin formation. Gene Ontology annotation, molecular function: siRNA binding. Gene Ontology annotation, cellular component: nucleus. Bases 265 to 1797 code for a protein of 510 amino acids. The record is from RefSeq and is a predicted model, not a curated record. The transcript is spliced from 11 exons.
UGUUUUCGUCAAAGACACACCAUUAACUGACACCCUGGGGGAGAAAGAAGCUGUAUAUUCUUGAAAGUUUCUGUUUACAAUGUAAGCUGAAAUUGAAAGCAGUGGAAACCAUUUUCCGUGUUCUUCCUCAAUCAGGAACAUCUUACUGUUUCGUCAUAGUCAAAGGGAACAGUAACAAAACUGGAUUAUAAAGUCCACAUUGGACUGGGUCUUGGUGUUGCUUUAUUACUUAUUCAGUUGAUUGUGGUUCUUCAGCAUCUUAAGAUGGAUGAGAUGUCGCAACAAGCGGCUGACGAUUCUCAGCAAACACAAGAAGUAGUAGACUCUCAGAUGUCUGUAGAUCAAGAUGGACAAGAGUCCCAGUCUCAGAUGGAUACUUCUACAGAUGAUGUUGAGCCAUCGCCUCAAUGUUCAUCUCCGAUUCCUAAACAACCUAAGAUGCAUCAUGAAGAAAAUCCAGUGUUAACUACAGACUCGCAUGUACCAAAAGAGACUGAACAAGACAAUGGUCUGGUCCAGAAUGGGAAUGAAGUAGGGAGUGAAGAGAGUGUGAAAGAGAAGGAGGUACAGCUGGUACCAGAAAAGGAGGAAGCACAAGGGAAGGUGGAGGAGGCGGAAGGACUGGACAAGAAAGAUGAAGGACUUGAGAAGUUGAAAGAAGACGAGGGAUUGGAGAAGGUGAAGGAAGACCAAGGACUUGAGCAGAAAGAUCUCAGCGAUUCAGACAUGGAUGAGGAUGAGGAGGAUGGAACGCAGUUUCCUAAAACCCUGGCAGAGUUCAAUUAUGCAUUUAACAAAGAGGGUAGACUUAGACACAUUGUAAAUGAAGAACAAGGUUUUAAGUUUGACGUCAGGAGAAACGACCAUCGCUACAACCAGAUGCAUUAUGAGGCACUUGGUGAAGUCAUUACUGAACACAUCUAUGAGCUUCUAGAAACAGAGGCUGGACUGAAGAAAGUUUAUCUUGAUGACAAUGAGAAUGAAGGGAGUGGCUUUGUCUUCAUGAGUGAGAAUGCUCUAACGACGACCGAUAAACUCUUGAUAUUAAUUCAUGGUAGUGGAGUUGUUCGAGCCGGCCAGUGGGCACGACGCCUCAUCAUUAAUGACUGCUUGGAUAGUGGUACACAAAUACCUUACAUUCAGAGAGCUAUGAAGGAAGGUUAUGAGGUUCUGGUGAUGAAUACGAAUGACAAUUUCUAUAUUGACAGUGAUGGUCGGAGAAUAUGGAAAGAGGGAAGCUCCAGCCCAAAUGAGCAUGGACUUACUGUCUGGGAUAAGUUUGUGGCCAACACUCCAGUUAAACACGUUGCCAUAGUAGCACACAGCUAUGGAGGGGUGGUAACAAUGGAUUUAGCAACAAAAAAACUGGAAAGCUUUGGGAAGGUUUUUGCCAUCGCCUUCACUGAUUCCGUUCACUUCAUGAGCCGGGAUCGGAGGUUGGACACUAUCUACUCAUGGUUUGUUGAGAAUGCAGUGAAUUGGGUGUCAUCCAAUAAACCACUAGACACUGUUAUUGAUGAUAUGGGUUAUGAUUGCAAGAGAGUUUCAGCAGGUACAAUGAAGCAUGAAGAAACGUCUCACUACAGCAUCGACUCCAUCUUCCAGUUCCUUGCAACUAAAGAAGGCGAGGUUAAAAACAUCAAACCCUUAAACCCUCGUCCAGAAGUUGCUGAACCAGAAGUUAAAGAAACGUCUGAUGAAGUAAGGAAGGAUGUAGAGACAGAAAAGACCGAGUUGAAGGAAGAGUUCAGCCAGGGACAGGAAACAGAGAAUGGACCAGCUGACACACAAGUCUAAGAACAUUUGUAAAACCAUUUUUCUAAGUUUUUAAAAUAUGUUCCUGUGUUGCUUGAAAUUUUCCGAUUUACUUUGAAGGGAAAACUGAAAUAAAGAUAAUUAUGAUAAUACUUAAAAUGUUUGUCAAUAUGUGUCAUAACACAAACAGGUAAGCACCUUUUCAUCUAAGUUUUCUUGUUUUUGGUUUCUCAGAUGUGCAAAAAUACGGUACACAGUCUUGCUGUGUCUGAUAAUUUUAUCUUUUUGUUUUUACUGCAGUUGUGUAGCUUUCAUAGUAGGAAAAUACAAGAAAAUCAUUCUGAUAAUAGUGGAUCCUUGGUGAUCCAUUGCUAUAAUGAAAACUUUGUUGCUUUUUAUAAUCUUUUGUUGCUGCUAUUUAUGAUAUUUGCAGACUGUCACAACUGCAUUUCUGAUAUCUAGUUUUGUUAGCAUAAUGUGAGUGGAACCAAUGCUAUGCCUAAGAGCAUAACAUGGUUGUGUAGCUUAGGAGGAUUUUAGGCUUAAAGUCGGUGGAGGUUUCAUUAUUUGUUUGAUAUUUCUUUCAAUUCAGCCUUUGGGUUAUUCAUCACUCUGUUGGAUCAUUGAGGUAGGGAUUGAUUGGAUUGGGGUCUGCUCAAAACUAGGGCAGAGUCGCCUUAAAGGCAGUGGACACUAUUGGUAAUUACUCAAAAUAAUUAUUAGCAUAAAACCUUACUUGGGGACG